CUGACAACAUGAGGUCCAGAAGCUUCUUGGUCCUGGUGGUGGUAUUCCUCAUCUGUGAGACACUAGUGGCACAGGCAGCUGGCAGAAUACUUCGUCCUAAAGGUAAAGGCACUAAGAGAAUCCAUGCUCUGGUCAAAGGACAAAAGCCGGUGAGAGGUAAAGAUGAAGUCAAAGGUCAAGUUCCAGUCAAGGGUCAAGAUCUAGGCAAAGGUCAAGAUCCAGUUAAAGCCCAGCUUCCAGACAAAGGACAAGAUCUAGGCAAAGGUGAAGAUUCUGUCAAGGGUCAAGAUCCAAUCAAAGCCCAACUUCCAGAUAAAGUACAAGAUCCAGUCAAAGCCCAACCUGCAAUCAAACGUCUAAUCUUACUUACCAAGCCUGGCUCCUGCCCCAGGAUUCUGAUCCGUUGCAUGAUGGUCAAUCCCCCUAACAGGUGUUUGAGUGAUGCUCAGUGCCCAGGGGUCAAGAAGUGCUGUGAAGGCUUUUGCGGGAAGGAUUGUUUGAAUCCCAGGUGA
Phacochoerus africanus (Common warthog) is the source of this 512-nucleotide messenger RNA. Its product is annotated as elafin. NCBI's taxonomy places the organism in Eukaryota, Metazoa, Chordata, Mammalia, Artiodactyla, Suidae. The transcript has 2 exons. Gene Ontology annotation, biological process: antibacterial humoral response; innate immune response. Gene Ontology annotation, molecular function: peptidase inhibitor activity. Bases 9 to 512 code for a protein of 167 amino acids. The record is from RefSeq and is a predicted model, not a curated record. Gene Ontology annotation, cellular component: extracellular region.